CUUAGGCUGCUCGCAUCCUGCUCGUCUUGGUGCGCUCGAAGCCAUGCGUGAUCUCAGGAAUCGGAUUCGUGCCGUGGUGGUGUUUUGUGCCGCAGGACCCGUGGCGUCGUUCCUGCCGUUGUUUUCACCUGCGAGAGCGAGGCCCGGACUUGUUGGAGCUCCGUGCGCACAAGGCGUGGAGCCUCGACGGAGCCCCUCCCGAGCACCCGUAGGCUCCACACAACUCGAAGCUACUGCCGAAAGGCCCGAAGGACAUGCACUGCAAGAGGGCCAAGAGAAAAAAGCCUCCUCUUCGGCCGGUGUCGACACACCGCCAGCAGUUGCCCCGGCUAGUCCGGUGGUCGACAGAAGUAGUGCGGAGGGCGGGGAAGAGAAGGCCGGGUUAGAGCAGAACGUGGCGGCGGUAGCGAAAGAGACGGACGCAGCGGCUAGCGUGGGGCAGAGUGGAAAGGAGGAAGAAGUAAUGGCGGAGCUGUUGGCGCACCAGCCGGGGGACCAGGACGAGGCGCAGGAGGUGGACGCCGCGCCUAAACCUUCGAAGCGCGUCACGAAGCGGUUAAAGAAGUACUUCCCGAAGGACUUCCAAGACACGACAUGGACGGUGGCAAUACAGUGGAACCACUCCAAGUACGAGGUCAAGACUACCAAGGUCGCUCUCAAGGCUGACGGCGAAGUGGUCUGGCUCGACAAAGGGAAGGGAUCCUGGAUCCUCCGCACAAAGAGCCGCGACAUCUCCAUCUACCGCAACUUCUUCCUCAACUGGGCCGGCAUGCGGAUUUUCUCGGCCAAGCUAUUGAACAACACCUGCGACAUGUACCUGUCGGGUGUCAUCAAGGGCUGGCAGCCGUUCCUGCCGCUUUCGAAGAUGGGAACGUGGCAGGCUGUCCGGAGAGGGAUCACGCUGGACGAGAACACGCCGCGGCCACCCUGGGAGUCGAGGGAGGUUGUCAAGGAGGUCACCAUGCCGGAUGGGCGCAAAAGAAAGAACACACCAAUGGAAAUAGACGUAGACUUGGACUAGAGGUGCGCUUUUCUACCGCAAUGGACCGUGAACCACGACUGCUGACCGUUCAAGCAUGCCCAACGUGAUGCUUGGGGGCGGUGUCACAGCAAGAGUCUGCGAUGUAGCAUCCAUGCUUGGCGGCGAUUUUUCAUCUGCUGUAAGGUCUUAUUUGUAGUGCUCUGUGUUGGGCGGUAGAUGUUGACAGGGCCACACCCGACCGGGCGUUGAUUGUCUGGAAGCUGCUCGUGUUCGAGUGGAACACCCAUAUUUUCCCGCCAGAGUAGAGCCCGGUCGUUGAUCCAAGGCACUGGCUGCUCCUAUGUUUUUUCCACCCACAGCCAUCAAAUAUGUUGCUUGACUUGCUUCAGCGGAAAAUCCUGAUUCUGACUACCGAACGCUCAUCCUCAAUUGUCGGGGUCGCGCAGACGGGAUUCAAGUAUCCGUUGUCCGCCCAUCAAUAUCAACAUGGCGUCGUGUGCGUGGGGUUUGUCGCGAGUCCCGUUGCCUUGCCUGCCGGUCUGGAACCCGCUUUGUUGCAUGCCGUUGACACACGGGGAAAUGUCGAAAGGACUUCAAACUACUCUAAAUAUUGUUGCCAAACCGCUGCUGUACCUCCGUUCACCCCCUGUUAACUUUGUCGGUCGACAAGAGAUUGCGUCGAGAGUAGAUCAUAGACGACCAGGAAAGACCUAAUCAGUUUGCUGUCAGAC
This is a messenger RNA of Ectocarpus sp. CCAP 1310/34, 1713 nucleotides long. Lineage: Eukaryota; Phaeophyceae; Ectocarpales; Ectocarpaceae. The record is from the annotation of a GenBank genome assembly.